AUGACAAAUCAUCAGCAUCAACAUCAUGAGGAACAUCAUCAGGAUCUCUCACAUAGAGAGAAUAGAUACACUGUGAGUGGGACUACUACUCUGGAAGAGGAUCCCUCACCCGUUCAGAAACCAUAUAGUGAGGAAGGAAAUGCUCCUUCGUAUCAAAAGAGUACAACCAUUGAAGAAGAACAACAACAAGAUGAAGAGCAACAACAAGAAGAAUCAACAAGGAAUACAACAAAUACCUUAAGUACCUCAAUAUUCUUCUCUUCUAAGGCAAAGGUUUCUCCCAUGAAUUCAUCCAAACCGAAUCAUCACUAUAAAAACAACUCUACUCAAAAGAAGGAAUCCAAGACAGUUGCAGUUAAAACGCAGAGCUCACUCCUAUCCAGUAUCACCAGUUCUAAAAACUUUGAUAAUAACCUUCAAAAUCUUGCCAAGACAGAUCCAUUUGAUGACAUGGAAAAGAUGAGAACGUCAAUCACGCAGAAAUCGAUAUCCUCAUCAGUAGUCUCUUACUCUAUCGUCAGUAGAAACCAGCAACGAAAGAAGAGAGUAAGCUUUUCAAAACUCGUUGCCAUGAUUCCUCUUCCUGUGAAACUUUUCUUUAUUGUGAUUUUAUCAAUCAUUUCGCUUGUGGUUUUUGGAGCCAUAUUAGUGAAUGAUUCUGCAAAGCGAGUUCUUGAAGCACAGAGUAUUCAGAAAUUAACGACCUUCUCCACCAAUAUUGCCCAAAUCAUCCACGAACUGCAAAAGGAACGUGGAUCUUCAUCACUCUUUCUUGGUGGUAAAGGUAAAAAGUUUGUGGUUGAAUUGGCUACACAGAGGAAUGCCACAAACCUUGCCCUCUCUAAAUGGAAUGAAACUAGGGCUUCUAUUGCAGAAUUUUUCGAUUUACUGAUAGAACAAGAUGAAAUUACAAGGAAUCAGACGUAUACAGUUAUUCAAAUUAUUGAGAAUAUCUAUUUGAAUGUCCUGCCUUCUCACAGAGAAAAGAUUUCAAAUUUACAAUUUCCAGUGGCCAAACCUGCAUUGGAUUUUUUCACAAAUUGCAUUAAGAAUAUGAUUGAUGUGGUGUCUGUAUUGGCUGCUUUGGCUGAAGAUCGUAAAUUCCUCGUCGUGACCAACAUCUAUACACUCUUGAUGGUCAUGAAGGAAAGUUUAGGUCAGAGAAGAGCUGUUGGUAGUAAUGCUGUGGCUGCUGGUGCUUUCACCAAUGAUCUCUAUGUAAACUUUUUAUAUUUAAAGUCAAGAUAUGAUACCAUGUACAUGGUCAUUGAUGCCAAAUCGAGGAACAGGGAUAGUCUUGGAUACUAUCAACAAUUAACUGGAUAUGUAAAGAGUAACGCUGUUGUUGAUAUGAUGGAAUCAUACAUGUUGUCUUCACCAUUCAAUUUAACAAAAGCCCAAUCGGUGUUUUCUGCAGAGAAUUGGUUUUGGAAUGUGACUACCAAGAUUGAUGAAUUAAAAGUAGUGGAAGAUAACAUUAGAGAUGGCAUAUUUAAUAACUCGCAAAGUAUUGAAUCAUCGGCCAAAGAUUCUCUUAUGGGUUAUUGUGUUGGUGGUUUCAGUGUUGUAAUUGCUUCUAUCAUUUUGGCUGUAAUCUUUUCAAGGACUAUUCAAGAUUUGUUAAGGUUGCACAAUGAGACAGUUCACAAGUUUGUUCCAAAGGAAUUCAUGUCGAUUGUUCAAAAGGAUAGCGUCAUGGAUUUGAAUCAUGGUGAUUACUUUGAAAUGGAAUUGGAUGUGUUGUUUGCUGACAUUAGAGGUUAUACGAGUAUUUGUGAAAAGAUGACACCAGAUGAGACGUUUGAGUUUUUGAAUAAUUAUUUGUCAUUGGUUGGACCAGUUGUGAGAGAACAUGGUGGAUAUAUUGACAAGUAUUUGGGUGAUGGUAUUUUGGCAUUGUUUUUAACUCCUGGUCAAUCUGUUUUAGCAGCAAUGGAAUUACAAAGAAGAUUAUUAGAAUUCAAUAAGAGUAAGAAAUAUCCAACAGUUAGAGUUGGAAUUGGAAUUGCAAGAGGAAAAUGUGCAGUUGGAUUGAUUGGUGAAGAUCAAAGAGUUGAUCCAACCAUAAUUGGAGAUACUGUCAAUUUGGCAGCUCGUUUGGAAUCUUUGACUAAACAUUACAGAGUUGACAUUAUGGUAACAAGAGAUGUAAUUGAUUCAUCACCACUUUUAUCCAAUGCCAAAUACAGAAAUAUUGGAAAGAUUGCAGUUGUUGGAAGACAACAAUCAUGCACCAUAUUUGAAAUUUUGACAGAAUCUCCAUCUUUUGGUUCAGUUGACAGUAAGAAGAAACAUAAGGAUAAAUUCGAAGCAUCCAUUGCCAUGAUGUAUGAAAAGGAUUUGUUUAAUCCAAUUCAAGCACUUGAUUAUCUGAAACAAAUUCAAGAAGUUGACUCGCAGGAUUAUUUAGUUCAAAUGAGAAUAACAAAAUUGGAAGAAAUUUUGAGUGCCAAUACAAUGUGGUCAUUUGAAGAUCGACUUGAUUUUAAAUAA
Naegleria gruberi is the source of this 2493-nucleotide messenger RNA. RefSeq lists its product as uncharacterized. Gene Ontology annotation, biological process: intracellular signal transduction; cAMP biosynthetic process. The record is from RefSeq and is a predicted model, not a curated record. NCBI's taxonomy places the organism in Eukaryota, Heterolobosea, Eutetramitea, Acrasida, Naegleriidae. Bases 1 to 2493 code for a protein of 830 amino acids. The transcript is spliced from 2 exons.